AUGUUUGCUACUGCUGACUGUAUAAAUCAUUAUCCAGAACAACCAAUAUAUGAUAGUGAAUGGACUGAAAAUACUCGUACUGGAACAUCAUGGCUUAAUUUAUUAACAUCACAACCUAUUCCCGAAGAAACUGAUAGUAUUGAUGAUAAUUGUACACCCAUACAAAGUAAUAGGCAAAGUAGCUGUUCAUCAUCAUCAUCAUCAUCAGUAGAAAGUUGUUAUGUUGUUCUUGAAAUUCAACCACGUCGUUCAGUUGCUGAAACACCAAAUCAAAUUGAACGACAAGAAGAAGAAGUACAAGGUACAGAAGAAGAAGAAGCACAAGAAGAAGAAGAAGAAGAAGUAGAAGAAGAAGAAGAAGAAGAAGAAGAAGAAGAAGAAGAAGAUGAUGAUGAUGAAGAAGAAGUACAAGAAGUACAGGAAGUAGAAGAAGAACAAGUACAAAAAGUAGAAGAAGAAGAAGUAUUAGAAGAAGAAAUAGAAGAACUAAAUUUUGCUCGAACAAUUAGCAAUGACAAUCAUAAUGUAGACUAUGAACAAUUUGCUGUACCAAUGGCAACACAGACACCGAAGGAAGAACGUAUUGUUAGAUGUAAACAAGAAAAAAUCAUUGCUGUUGAAGAAUAUGCUAAAGUGACUGAACCUAUAAUAGAAGAACUGUCAAAUGAUAUUCUUUUUGAUAAAGCUAAAAUAUUAAGUAAAUUUACUAAAAGGAUGAAAGCAAUGUCUUAUGUAUCAAUAAAAGAACAACAAAAUCAUUUAUCAACAUUCGAUGAUGAAUCAUUAAAUAUUACAAAACUUAAAACAAUACGAAAAAUAAAUGAAUAUUAUCCAACAGCUAUUUCAACUGUAACAGCUGAACAACAACCAAUUAAUCAGCAUUCAAAUUCAUCACAUUAUUCAACAACAAGUCUUGAUUCAAUUGAAAAUAAAUCAUUAUCGUCAUCAUCACCAAUUCCAAUACGAAUUACAACAACAUUUUCUAAUUUAUCACCUCAACGUACAUCAUCAAAUCCAAGUCAAGUUCAACGAACAGGUCUAACAAUGGGUACAACAACACUUACACGUACAUUUGCAUUUGACCGUGCUUGUAUGGAAAAAUAUGGUCGUGUACAAGAGCAAGGAAAUAAACCUAAUGAAAUUCCACUAAAAUCAAAUGGUGAAACUAUUAUUAAAAAACAAAUAGAAUUACCUAACAAAAAACCCGGACAAACUGAACAACUUCCACAUUCAGAAAAUACAUUUCAUUGUCGUUCAUUUACGAAUACUAUUCCAACAUCAUUUUAUGUUGGUGAUGAAUCAAAUACAAUUGAUGAUUCAGAAUUUGAUCGUCGUUCAACAACUCCUUCUUCAAUAGCAAUGUCAAACAGUGUAUCAAAAACAUCAUCGUUUUUAUGCUUAAUGAAAAAAUAUGCUCGAACAGUUAAAUCUGAUUAUCGUUUAACACAUAAUAAAAGUAAUGCUAAUCUAUCAUCAGAACCAACAUUACUUCAAGUAAAAUAUCUUGAUGGUAGACAUCCAUUAAAUGAUGAACAAGCUCGUGAAUCAUUUCGAAAAAAUUCAACAUUAACUGAUUCAAUAGCUAGUCGACUUAAUCGAUUUGGUUCACAAAAUACAUUUUCAACACAAGACUUAUCAUCAUCACCAACACCAUCAUUUUAUUCAUCAUGUCGAAAACGAGUGUUUAAUCGUUUUCGAACUUUCGUAGAAAACAAUUUCAUUGAACCACCACCACUAUCAUCAAUACCACAAUCAAGACCAUGGCAACACAAAACAAUUAGUGAACUUUUUAGUGAAAAAAAAUAUAUAGUUAAUCGUCGUUGA
Molecule: messenger RNA, 1824 nt
Organism: Rotaria sp. Silwood2
Lineage: Eukaryota; Metazoa; Rotifera; Eurotatoria; Philodinida; Philodinidae
Source: the annotation of a GenBank genome assembly